AUGGGGUCACCCUCCUUUCGAAUGUCCCGCCAGAGGCUGGAGGGCGUGAUGCGUUGGGGAUAUGCUUUUCUGUACAUUAUGGACUCACUUCUCUCUCUCCUCGGAGUUUACUCCCUGAUAUAUUUCGUCUUGAGGGUAUGCAGUUCCCCGUCCGUAGAGGCCGCAUCGCUGACGCCUUCCUGGCCCAUGGCCAAUGAAACGAAUUUCUCUGCCGACAGCAGUCGGCCUCUCCUGUCCAGUCCUUCUCUACGGCAGGAGCUGGCCCUAAGUGAUGGCGCUCUGGGCGAUGAGGUGCACUCAAGUUGGGACGCUGCGAUUGAGGUCGGAUGCAUUGCAAACUUCAUAUUUCUAAUCAGUGCUCUUCUGGCGAGGGAGGCAGCUAGCUUGUCAGUUACGAGGGCAAAGCACUACGUCAGUACAGAGGCAUCAGAUGAUAAUCCUAUUAGGAGAGCCUGGCGGCUUGUCAGAUUGCACAGGCUCGUCGGGAAGCUGCUCUUUGGCGUCCUGAUACUUUCCUGGGCGUCUUACGUGUGGCGGGCAGCCCAGCUUUGCUCGGGUCACUUGGACGGGGGAGAAGAUUGGGACUACUGCUAUGCCUCCUAUAGUGCACUUUCUGGACCUCAUUCGUUCUGUGUCACUUUCAUUCAUUGCAUCGUGCUACCAUAUCUCGUUCUCAAGUUGCUGCCUGACGAGCCGACUGAUCUCUAA
Neospora caninum is the source of this 708-nucleotide messenger RNA. RefSeq lists its product as hypothetical. The record is from RefSeq and is a predicted model, not a curated record. Bases 1 to 708 code for a protein of 235 amino acids. NCBI's taxonomy places the organism in Eukaryota, Apicomplexa, Conoidasida, Eucoccidiorida, Sarcocystidae. The transcript is spliced from 3 exons.